This is a messenger RNA of Paraglomus brasilianum, 239 nucleotides long. Lineage: Eukaryota; Fungi; Glomeromycota; Glomeromycetes; Paraglomerales; Paraglomeraceae. The record is from the annotation of a GenBank genome assembly.
AUGUGGUCAAAGUUCGUCGGCCAACUGAGAAAUUCUAACGGGCAACCACCUCUGGCUGGCUUGUUUGGUGGGACGCCUCCAGUCUCCCCACAAUUAAAUUCACCAGACAAGCCAUUUGUCCGCCGACGUUCCAUGUUAAACUCUCCAAAAAGCCCACGCGUAACUGAAGCGAAACGACGAAGUAGCAUACUAUUUGGCGUAACUGAUGAUUCAGACAAAGAGAAGCCAUCGCGAAAAAA